This is a messenger RNA of Vitis riparia (riverbank grape), 2440 nucleotides long. RefSeq lists its product as uncharacterized. The record is from RefSeq and is a predicted model, not a curated record. NCBI's taxonomy places the organism in Eukaryota, Viridiplantae, Streptophyta, Magnoliopsida, Vitales, Vitaceae. Gene Ontology annotation, molecular function: zinc ion binding; nucleic acid binding. The transcript has 7 exons. Bases 135 to 1763 code for a protein of 542 amino acids.
UUUCUUAUAAAACUAAAUGCCGCUCCAAGAGAGCACGCUUUAAGAAUCUUCUUCGUUUUUUUCUUUCCUCUUUCUCUUUAUAGAUAAGCUGAGAAACCCCAGCUCAUCCUUCAAUUCCCAGAUGGGUUUUAUGAAUGUUCUCAAAUUCUCAGCUGCAUGCUUUGAUCUUCUUGUUGGCUGGUAUGUUGUCCACACAUUUUCUCGCCAUUGGAAAAUUUUGGAAAAUGAAGUGGAAUUCUAUGUUGGAGUACAAAACUGGGAUUUGCUUUGAUUUACCAUGUUGGUUUUAUCUCUUUUGUUUGAAUUACCCACAUUCUUGUGGUUAUUGUUUGUUGUUUGUUUGGAUUUCUACUUGCAGGCCUCUCUUUGCACUGGGUUAUCCUCUAUGUGCUUCAAUUUGGGUAAUUGAGACUAAGUCAAUCUCAGACAUUCGGAAGUUGGUGACAUAUUGGGUUCUAUUUUCCUUGAUUACACUCUUUGAAGAUGCUUUUUCCAAUCUCCUCGAAUGUAUACCAUUCUGGCCUUGCAUAAAGCUGAUGGUCAUCUGCUGGCUGGUGAUACCGCAUUUUGAUGGUUCAUAUUAUGUCUAUCAACACCUAGUUCAACCAGGCUUGUCCAUGGAUCCACAAGUUGUCAUGAAUCGGCGCUUCAAUGAAUCAAAAAAGUUGUAUCAUAGCAGAGAAAACUUUCUUGUUGCAGCAGACCGAUAUAUUAAAGAAAAUGGAGCUGAAGCUUUGGAGAAACUACUUGCUAGUAAGUUGAGGAGCACAAAGCCUAAUGUUGAAGUGAAAGAGAUCAAAGCACCUGCAGAACCGGAGAAAAAAGGGGAACAGGAAAGUACUCUAAUGGAGGCAGAUCCCCAGAGAAAUGUUGCUCAUGUUACUGAUGCAUUUGAUUCAAUGGCCAUGGUUUUAAAAGAAAAACCACUUUAUUGGUGGAAAUGUGAAGAGCCUAAUGUUGCUCAAGAGGAGAUCCCAGUAGUCGAAGUAACAGAGAUAAAAAAUGUGGGGGGUGGAGCAAUCAGGUGUGAAGGGCCUAAUGCUGUUAAGAAGGAGAUCAAAGUGACGGAAGUAACACAGAGAACAUUCAGUGGUACAGCACAGUGGGUUAAACAAACAGAGAUAAAUCUUGGUGAAACUAAAAGUAAUACAACCUGUGCAGCGGAGAUAAAAGAAAGGGCUGCAGAAAUUGAGGCAUGUCUUCAUAAGAAAGUCCAGAAAGAGUGGGCUUGUGCUGUAUGCCAGGUCACAACCCAAAGUGAGGCGACCUUUAAUUCCCAUCUUCAAGGGAAGAGACAUAAGGUCACUUCUAAGCAGCUGAAAGCCAAAAAGCAGGCAACCAAAAUCAGUGGUUCCCCACCUGUUUCAAUGGCAAAGAAAUUUGAUCAGUCCACCAAAGAGGAGCAACCGAAGUGUACUUCCUACAAUCUGAAAUCCAAAAACAGUGGAAUCUCAGCUGCUUCAACAGUGAAGAAUCCUGAUGAGACAAGAGAUGAUGAGCGACAAAAGUGUGGAUCUAACAAUGGACCGAACGAGAAGAAUAACAAAAAGCAAGAGGAGAAGGCACUUGUUCCUGAGACCAGUGAGCAAGGUCAUCAGAACUUAAAGCAAAAUGGUGAUGGAAUGAAAGAGUUGGGAUCACGGUGCAAUAUCUGUUAUGUAAGCUGCACAAGUGAGCUUGACAUGACCUCUCAUCUCAAUGGAAGGAGGCACUUUAAUAGGGUAAAGCAGCUGUCUAAUUAUGGUGCAGUAACUGCAAUGUAAAGUGCAACAGUGAGGCCGACAUGGCCUCUCACCCAAAUGGGAGGAGACACUUGAAGCAGCUCAAGAAACGGUCGAGAUUAUGGUGCAGUAUCUGUAGGGUGAGUUGUAACAGCAAGGUGAGCAUGAAUUCUCACCUAAAUGGGAGGAGGCACUUGGACCAGAUCAAGGAAACAGUUAGGAUUAUGAUGCCGCACAUUCUGUGGCAGAUUGUGCAGCGCGUGCUGUGGCGCAUGCAGCAGCGCAUGCAGGGCAAUCUAAUUUGCAAUGGUGAGCUCAGCUUGGCCUCAUCUGAAUGGGAGGAGGCAGUUAGAGAAGCAGAGGAAUAUGUGAUUCGCAUGUUUCUUCAGACAUAGUGUUUUGGUUAGAAGCAUACAGGCCAGUCGGGGUGUUCACAGAUGCCUCUAUUUUUGUUGUAUGAAGUAAAAACAGUAUUUCCAUGUUCAGUAUAGGAUACUUGGUAAGAUGGAUGUCUUGUUCAGCUAGGGAGGAUCAGUUCAAAAUUCUACCCCUCGAAAAUUAUUCAGCAGGUAUUGGAUCAGAUCAAUAUAUGGAUAGGAAUCCUGGUGGAUCUCCAUUCAUAUUAAGCUUUAGUUCAUGCACUGACGUUUCUGCUCCAUUUUCCCGAAGUGACAUCUUUCUUUGAGAAGCAUAUGAUAAAUAUAACAAAAUUUUUUACA